This is a messenger RNA of Cydia pomonella (codling moth), 2721 nucleotides long. RefSeq names its product nucleoporin Nup35 (gene Nup35). Lineage: Eukaryota; Metazoa; Arthropoda; Insecta; Lepidoptera; Tortricidae. The transcript is spliced from 4 exons. The coding region runs from base 165 to 1055 and encodes 296 amino acids. The record is from RefSeq and is a predicted model, not a curated record. Gene Ontology annotation, biological process: nuclear pore organization; regulation of DNA-templated transcription; NLS-bearing protein import into nucleus. Gene Ontology annotation, cellular component: nuclear pore nuclear basket; nuclear membrane; nuclear pore central transport channel. Gene Ontology annotation, molecular function: phospholipid binding; structural constituent of nuclear pore; single-stranded DNA binding.
UCGUUACUUUCGUUCGUUUUCUUGUCAAAAUGUGGAAUGUCUAAUUGGCGUUCUGUGCAAACCGCCACGGUAAUCGUUUCUUGUGAAAAAUUGAGGAAACAGUAAAUAUAUGGUUCAGCUUCUUAAUUUCUAAAACUAUCGAAAUCGCAAUAUUAGUUAUAAAAAUGGAGCCGAUGACGCUUGGAAGUCCUACACACUCGCCGUCAGGGAGUCCCAAUGUGGGAUAUCUGCCACCUUUCCUGUUAGGGGAAAUUAACCCUCCUUCUACACCUAGAACCAACAGCCUGUCUCCUACAAAGGGCAGGAACCUCGCGUUUGGUUCACCUACAAGCCCAACUCAAACCUCCACACCAGACCAGAAACAUUACCGUCAAAACCUCUCCAUGCACCAGCAGGCCCUGUACAACCAGCAAAACAUGUUUGCCAAUGCCCCCACAUCACCAAACACAUCAUACAACCCCAACAUGUCAUACAAUCCACCCAACAUGUCGUACAACAACAGUAAGACUACAGGACCACCCAUAGAGGACUUGUUUGACACAAUCAAAAGCAAUGAACCAUCUGUAAACAAGUCACUAUUCCAAGAGCAAAGCUUCUACAAUAACUCUAUGUUACAAAAUUCUUAUGUGAACAAUAUGAAUGGAUCUAGCAUGAACCCAGUAGCGUGGGACGGGAGCCAGGAGCAAGAGGAGUACUGGGUGACAGUGUUUGGAUUUCCACCUAAUGCUGCAAAUACAGUAUUAGCGAGAUUUAGCAAUUGUGGUGCUAUUUUAGACAAGCAAUACCCAACGCAAGGUAACUGGGCGCACAUCCGCUACGCGACGCGCGCUGAGAAGGAGCGCGCCAUGGCGCUGAGCGGGCGGCAGGUGCUGCCCGGCGUCAUGGUGGGCGUGGCCGAGUGUCGCGAGCCGCCCCGCCAGCCCGCCAGCCCGGGCGUCACCAGACAAACCCAAGGCGCCCGGUCACUGUGUCCGACGCCCGUGCCGUCCGCGCCGGUGCCGCAGCGCUCCAACGGCCUCAUCUCCAAGGCUUUAGACUACGUGCUGGGCUGGUGACACGGCCUCCGCGCUGUCAGACGACUGUCGCUUAUGAUAGACUAUGAAUUGUGGACUUCAAAUUAUUUACAUUGUCGUAACGAUGAGGUGAGCGAAUGUAGACUCUUUGGUCUGUUUGUGGCGGUUAACAUACUGCAAUGCGUCUUGCUGCAAAAUCAUGCAGUUUACUCGUAUCUACAGCAUGAAACAGUCGCCAUCAGAUACUGAUACGUAAAUUGAGGAAUGUACUGUGACAUUAACGCUGAUUUUUGAAUUUUGAUCGCUCGAUUUCGUGGUUCUGCACUACUAGGCAUUUAAAUUAUACUUAUGGAAUAGGGUUAUUUCCUGUGUUUAACCCUUUUCCAGGCAUAGUACGAUUUAUCGACCACAUACGCGCCGGUACAAUUUCAACCUUAGUCAUCCGAUUUAAAGUUCAAAUUAGAUUGCACUUUCGGAAAAUGUGACUUGUCUUCAAAUGAAUCAUCAAAGCGGGAUUUAUUGGAAUAUAUUUGAAUUUUUUUGGAAAACCUUGUAGAUUGGUGCGGCCUGGAAAAGGGUUAAAAUAAAUUAUUUAAAUUUGUGUAAUAAUGUCGUAUAAUAUUUAUUUAUUUCACAACACGGACGAAAUAAAGCACAAGAUAAUUAUAAGAAAAACGUAGAGAGCAGAUAUUUUUUGAUAAGAUUUCUAUUUAAUGAAUCGGAUAGAACUACAAAAGGGAGUGACUUUACCGUGACGUGUUUACACAUUUUCGUUAUAUCAUUUUGACAGUUCAAAAAAAGAAAGUGAUAUGACUAGUAGGAAAGUACCCUAUUGAAAACGAGUGGUCAGUACCACUAGAUUCCCAAUUUUUACCGCUCGUAUUUUUAAAAUAGCAUUUCGCCGUUUUCCACCAAUUUUAAGAGUGUAGAAAUCGAGUGCUCGAAAUUCUUAAAUUGGCCCAUGGUAUGAUACGGAAUAUUUUUAAAGUUCAUAAAUUACAUAGAAAAAUGACGAACUGUAUUUGUUACAAAAUUAAAUUUCAAAACCCAUUUCCAUUUAUCAUACCUAUCUAUCUACCGAAUGACGAUUUUCUAAUGUAAAUAAUAGUUGACAAAAAAUUAAAACUUACACCAACGGACAUUAUUAUCAAGUAACCGGCCGACCUGAUUGUGAUAUAGUUUUUAGCACGAAAUAAAACUUGCAUCUUUAACGAGUUACUUUAACAAUGACAGUCGCCAUUAUAUACCAUCUAGAGCGGCAAAAGUAUCUGAACAUGUGCUUUUACGAUUUGAUAAUAGAUCAGCCGCCCUAGCCAAGGUGACAAUCGCUAUUGCUUCGGCAACGAAACGCUUUGUUUCUCUAUCGCUCUUUUAUAUUAGGGAGACAGUGACAGUUGCGUUUCGGUCGCUACGGUGCGUAAGCGAUUUGCAUGUUGGCUACCUGGCCAGGCUUUGACAAAUAAGGACAACUUUAGGCGUCCUUAGCGCUCAAAAAGUUUAUUUUAUCAUCAUACAUUAAUUAAAAAUGCAGGAAAAAAAUGCAGUUGUUCCUAGCCAAACAUAACAGUCGCCAUUUGAAACAUUUUUUUAAUCUUGUAAAUAAUUAUUUAAAAUGUAAUUAGGUUAGUUACACCAUCCACUAUUAUUAUUAUUGUAAGUGAAUGAUCAGUUGUUUUCUAUAAAUAAAAUAAAACAAUAAGUUUCUUAA